GUGCCGUGCGAACGUGUAUUUUCAUUCAGCAAAGAAACAUGCACACUCCGUCGAAGCAGACUCUCACCACGAAUAAUAGAAGCACUCCAGAUUCUCAAGUUUUCUUACAGACAGGAGAGACUAUGUUUCACUAGGGAUUUGAUUGCAAAAGAGGAUGACUAUCGGAUUUCGGGGCCUGUGACACGAAGGGCUGCAGAGGAAUUGAUAGUUACGGGGAAGUUCGACGAGCUUGCUGAUCUAUUACAAAAUGUCGACGAU
Molecule: messenger RNA, 258 nt
Organism: Suillus paluster
Lineage: Eukaryota; Fungi; Basidiomycota; Agaricomycetes; Boletales; Suillaceae
Exons: 1
Source: RefSeq, a predicted model, not a curated record